Meloidogyne enterolobii is the source of this 951-nucleotide messenger RNA. The record is from the annotation of a GenBank genome assembly. Lineage: Eukaryota; Metazoa; Nematoda; Chromadorea; Rhabditida; Meloidogynidae.
AUGAUUUCUCUACCAUUCGAAGUUCAACUUCGUAUAUUAAAAUAUCUCGAUUUCAACGAAUUAAUCUCUGUUAAACAAACUAAUUCUUACUUUUUUAAACUAAUUAGCAAUUAUGAGGGAGAAUUAGCACGAAUGCAGUUUUAUGGCCUCAUACUAUGUAACAAAAAAGAGACAGAGUGUUCAGAUAAAAUAAUUAAACUUCGUUUUACAAAUUUUAAGUUUACUUUAAAUGAUCAACUUAAGGAAAAGUGGCAAGUAGCUAUAGGUAAAUCAACUAGAUUGUUUUCACAUUCUGGCAAAAAAUUAUUUAUUUGUAUGAGUAAGACAGCUGACGAAGAUCCCUGUUAUUAUAUUUUGAAAUUGCCAAACGUCCCAAAGAACCUUAAAGAAAUGAUUAUUAUUCGUUGCUGGUUAGAACGACUAUUCAAAUGUGACUUUGAGCGUGCUGAUUUUAUUAGAAGAGUAUUUAAUCCAGAAAUGAUAAAUAUAUUAUUUGAUAAUGACAAGACAAUUCCUCUUCAAUUUAAUAUUAUAAAUAUGUUUCUAUAUGCUAGCACAAAAAAACAAAUUGAGAAUAGUUUGAAAUUUUAUUUAAAUCAUCUAUCAAAUUCUGAAUAUUUUUACAUUAAUUUAUGCCCUGUUGACAUUACAGAUGAUCAUAUGAAUAUUUUAUUCAAUAUUAUAAUAAAUAAAGGCAAUAAAAUACGAGAAAUUAUUGUUGAGGGUUACAAGUUAGCAAAGCUUCAUGAUCUUGUUAUAGAGUAUAUAAUAACAUCGAAAGACUGUUCAAAUAUGGUGCCUAAAAUUAUUUUUGUGUGUUCUGGUUUCCCUAAUCUUAAAUUAAGUGAAAGAGCAGAAAAUGUUGAAAUUGAUGAUUCAGAUUAUUUAGCUAACGGAUGGGGUCAUGUGAGUGCGCAAACUGAGAACUGCCAACAAAGAGCGAGAAACUGA